CAACACCUGAUAUGUACAAAUGCAAUGAUAUGCAACCUAAAUGUGCCUAAAUGAUGCUCUAAAUGACCAAACCAUGCAAGAAUAAGAAGUUAAAAACAUGUAAAUUCACAAGAUAUCAAUUUGGCGGGAACGAAACUCACGGAGACAUGGACAGCACCCGCGACCCCCUGAGGUUCUUUUUCGGAUAAUUGAUACUCAUCAAGAACAUAAUCAUGUCUCUCAGGCCUUUAGACAAGAGACUUGACAAGGUUUUCCAAAGCUGGAUUGAAGCGGUCCAAAUUAACUUAGCUAUUUUCCCCUUUUUUAAACAAAGUUAGAAACAAAAGUAGCUUUUUGCUGUAACAAAGGACAUUUUUCUUUUGAAUCUAAUUUAACAUUUUAUUCAAAAAAAAAAAAAGGAGAGAGAGAGAGAGAGACAAUGUCGUUUACAGGGACACUAGACAAAUGCAAAGCGUGUGACAAGACUGUAUAUGUUAUGGAUUUGAUGACACUGGAAGGAAUGCCUUACCACAAGUCAUGCUUCAGGUGCAGCCAUUGCAAAGCUCAUUUUGAACAACUCUUCAAAGAAUCUGGAAACUUCAGCAAGAAUUUUCAGACAGCAGGAAAGACUGAGAAAUCGAAUGAGAUGACGAGGCCUCCAAGCAAGUUAUCUUCAUUCUUUAGCGGAACACAAGACAAAUGUGCAGCUUGUAAGAAAACCGUUUAUCCUCUAGAGAAAAUGACUAUGGAAGGAGAAUCUUACCACAAGGCUUGCUUUAGAUGCGCACACAGUGGUUGCCCAUUAACACACUCUUCAUAUGCUGCUCUCAAUGGCAUCCUUUAUUGUAAGGUCCAUUUCAGUCAGCUUUUUCUCGAGAAAGGUAACUACAAUCAUGUCCUCCAAGCCGCUGCUAACCACCGACGUACACCUGAGGAAGACAAAACCCAACCAAACGAAAAUAAAAAAAAACCCUACAGAAGAUGAAACUUCUGAUGCAGGUCCUGAAGCAGAUGAAGAACAUGAGUCAUAAGA
This is a messenger RNA of Brassica napus (rape), 1012 nucleotides long. Its product is annotated as LIM domain-containing protein PLIM2c-like. Bases 419 to 964 code for a protein of 181 amino acids. The record is from RefSeq and is a predicted model, not a curated record. NCBI's taxonomy places the organism in Eukaryota, Viridiplantae, Streptophyta, Magnoliopsida, Brassicales, Brassicaceae. Gene Ontology annotation, biological process: actin filament bundle assembly. Gene Ontology annotation, molecular function: actin filament binding. The transcript has 3 exons. Gene Ontology annotation, cellular component: plasma membrane; actin cytoskeleton.